AUGAAUAUCCUCAAGAAAACCUCCAAGUUCAGCAUUAGCCGACUUCUUCGACAACACAAAGACAAGAAAUCCAACAGUUCCAAAACUGAAGAAACAGAUCCCAUUAUAAAAGUCAUCCAACUAACUGCUCAAGUCGUUAGCCUGGAACAAAAUCUAAAGCAAGCCAUUGACACCGUGCACUCGCUCAAGGCCCAGCUGGCAGAGUACGACGUCCUUCUAGCACAUGCCAACUGCCGUGUUGCUGAGUCUACACCUCCAGCAUUCCAUAUUGAAGCUCACUCAUCCAAUCAAACCAGCUCUAUCCUGAUCCCCAAGAUGAGCCCCACUCGUGUAUGGAUUGAUGACCUUUGGCUCUGCAAUGCCGCUGAUAACACGCCUCUUCAAGAAGCAGAAGCAUACUGGAAAAACGGGAAUUCCCAGUGCGCUCUUGAAAUUGUUUCGCAGGCAAUCGAUUCCAAUCCUUUCCUAUCCCCUGCCGAAGAAAUUCGCUGCCGGAUCUUUGCCGCUGCAGUUUUUCACUCCACGGGGCAUUUUGAAGAGUCCAACCGUCGUAUCGGAAUAGUGCUACAGACCAUGGAAAAGUGGACCCGUCUCAACCGGCCUCAAGAUGAUUUAAUAAGUAUUGCUCAUUAUGUCCAAGGACGAAACCUCAUGGAGCUGGGAGAGUUCACUGAUGCUUACUAUUCCCUCUCUCGGACUCUCUGCACACCUGGAUAUCAUACCAAAGCGCGCGAUUAUCAAAAGAAUGCUAUAAUUGAGUUCACUCGCCAAGUGGCAAUGGAAGAUAACAAAUCUGUCUCUUCGUCUUUGCGCCCCAUUGUGAGUCGGACCGAAAACGUUCUAGAUGAAGAAUACCUGUCGUAA
Messenger RNA from Penicillium verhagenii, 864 nucleotides. RefSeq names its product type IV pilus assembly protein FimV. Gene Ontology annotation, molecular function: protein binding. The record is from RefSeq and is a predicted model, not a curated record. Lineage: Eukaryota; Fungi; Ascomycota; Eurotiomycetes; Eurotiales; Aspergillaceae. The transcript has a single exon. Bases 1 to 864 code for a protein of 287 amino acids.